This is a messenger RNA of Xenopus laevis (African clawed frog), 6933 nucleotides long. It is a transcript of the gene mcf2l.L, whose product is annotated as guanine nucleotide exchange factor DBS. The record is from RefSeq and is a predicted model, not a curated record. The coding region runs from base 556 to 4179 and encodes 1207 amino acids. The transcript is spliced from 32 exons. NCBI's taxonomy places the organism in Eukaryota, Metazoa, Chordata, Amphibia, Anura, Pipidae.
UCUUCACACAGCACCAUCAUCUCUUCUUUUCACGAAGAGGUGUUCUCUUGACGCUCUUUCUUCUCUCUUUAUAAAGCUGAUUUUGGUUUCCAGUGGCUGAUGGACCUUUAGGGACAGGAUGGUUCUCUGACUGACUAAUUCCUUGUACUGGCACAGUGUGUAUUAGAUGAUUGUAAGAUGUGGAUAUACUCUGCAUAGUACCCUAUCAUCAGGGAGAACAAACAAGGACACAGGCAGGGUUGACAGGAGUGUGAAGAUCAGCAAAGUUAACUUUACAGGGAAGAUUGUUUAAACCACUGUGAAGCAGAGAUGUUUCUUGCAUGAGUGAAAUAUCAGGCUGAUAAGCAUUCUCAUAUUCCUGAUUACUUUGACGCUUUGUUCAGAGUUGACAUUUCAUCAUCUUCUGGAAGGAUUACAAAUAUUUUCACGAGUGAUAUUGUACAAGUGAUUAACUUUUGUGGGUUCCAUCUGAGCUUUUCUGCUGUGCUUGAUCACUAGCUGAGGUAAAUAAACACAUAUAAACAGUAUCAUGAGAACCUAAUCAAAGGACUGCUCAUGGCGCAGCAAAGAAGAGAAAGGCACGAGGGCCAUCACAGCAGUAGGUUCUCUUCACGAGUCACUCAUGUACUUCACAAUGCGUCCGCCUCGGUUCUGCGCUCCCUGCCCAGGAGAGGAUGGAGGAAAAGCUCCCAUGCCACUUGUUCUGAUGACAUCAUGCAACAAGAGACCUCUCCCAUCUGCUCGGCCGAUAUUGAGGAUCAGCUAAGAAAGCAGUUUGCGUACUUGUCAGGUGGAAGAGGGGAAAAUGGCAGCCCAGUCAUCACAUUUCCAGAAUACCCAGCAUUUAGUGAGAUUCCAGAAAAAGAGUUCCAGAAUGUACUCACCUAUCUGACAAGUGUCCCAAUUUUACAAGAUGCUGGAAUUGGCUUCAUCCUAGUGAUCGACCGAAGACUGGACAAAUGGACCUCGGUGAAAGCAUCCAUUCUGAGGAUUGCGGCAUCUUUUCCUGGAAAUUUACAGCUUGUUAUAGUCCUGCGCCCAUCAGGACUAUUGCAGCGCACCCUCUCGGAUAUUGCAUUCAAAUUCAACAAAGAUGACUUUAAAAUGAAAGUACCGAUCAUAAUGCUGAAUUCAGCAACGGAACUACAUAAUUAUAUUGACAAGACCCAGCUGACUCGAGAUCUUGGGGGCACACUGGAUUAUUGCCAUAAGGACUGGCUCUCACAUCGCACUGCUAUAGAAAACUUUGCCGUCAUGGUGAAACAGACAGCCCAAAUGCUCCAGUCUUUUGGGACAGAGCUGGCGGAGACAGAGCUGCCAAAUGACGUUCCCUCCACAAGCUCGCUGUUACAUGCACACACAGAGAAAAAGGAAAAAAUGAAGGAUCACCUUAAGGUAGCAUUAAAGCAGGGAUGUGAUAUUUUGGAGAAGAUCAUGGAACCACGUAAAGAGAACCCUGAGUAUAGGAUGAAUCAGGACCAAAUGGACAACCAAACUACUGUGGAGAGGCUUCUUUUGCAAUUAAAUGAAACAGAAGCAGCUUUUGAUGAGUUUUGGUCUAAACAUCAACAGAAGCUUGAACAGUGUUUACAGCUACGUCAUUUUGAGCUAAACUUUCGAGAGAUUUCUACAAGUCUGGAUGGUAUUUCUGAGAGGCUAGAAGCUUUUACAGAUGUAGGAAACAGCUGCUCCCAUGCUGAACACAUUCUGAAGGACCUCUGUAACUUUGAGGUUAAAUCCAAAGAUGCAUUACAGGCAGCCCAAAAUUUAGUCAGAGAAGGUGAUCAGCUCAUUCAGAGUAAUCACUAUGCUGUAGACUCCAUCCUUCCGAAAUGCAACGAGAUUGGUAAUUUAUGUGAGAGCAUUAGCAACUCCAUUCAGCAGAGACGGCAAAACCUUCACAAGUCCUUGGAAUUGCACAGACAUUUGGAAAAGACAAUGAAGUGGUGUGAUGAAGGGAUUUACUUGCUGGCUUCCCAACCUGUGGAUAAGUUCCAGUCUCAGGAUGGGGCAGAAGCUGCACUUCAGGAGAUUGAACGGUUUCUAGAGACUGGCACAGAUAUAACUAUGAAAGAUUUGGUUUUUAUUUUGAGGAAGUACGACUCGAUUCUCACUCCGGAACUGCAGGAGCAUGUCAAUAAGGUGUACCAGAAGCAGGAAAGCAUGCAAGAGAUGUUUGAGAAGAGGAAAGGUAGCCUUAGAAAACUUGCAGCAAAGCAAACCAGACCUGUCCAGCCAGUUGCACCUAGACCAGAAGCAAUUUCCAAGUCUCCUACCUCCUCUCCAGGUCUUCAAAGGUCAUCUGAAAGCAGAAAUAGCUCAGGAAGUAUUCAGCGACGGAUAAAUUAUCGCAGAGCCAAGACUGAAGUGGAUGGUAAUCAGAUUAGAAGUGCAUCAGCGAUGGAGGAUGAAGAAAAUCUAGCAGUAUUAAGAAGACAUGUCAUGAAUGAACUUAUUGAGACAGAAAGAGCAUAUGUGGAAGAGCUGCUAUCUGUGAUUGAGGGUUAUGCUGCUGAAAUGAGUAAUCCUCUAGUGAUGGACCUUAUCCCCUCAGUGCUACAGAAUAAGAAGGAUGUUCUUUUUGGCAACAUGGAAGAAAUUUAUCAGUUUCAUAACAGAAUAUUUUUGAGAGAGCUGGAACAUUACAGAGACUAUCCAGAAUUAGUUGGAAGGUGUUUUUUGGAAAGGAUGGAAGAUUUCCAGAUCUAUGAAAAGUACUGCCAGAACAAGCCACGAUCAGAGAGUUUGUGGCGGCAAUGCUCUGAUGCUGCUUUCUUUCAGGAUUGCCAAAGGAAACUGGACCAUAAGCUGAGCCUGGACUCCUAUCUUUUAAAACCUGUGCAAAGGAUAACAAAGUAUCAACUACUGUUAAAGGAAAUGCUUAAGUACAGUAAAAACUGUGAAGGAGCUGAAGAUCUUCAGGAAGCUCUGGCCUCUAUACUGGGCAUUCUUAAGGCUGUCAACGAUUCCAUGCACCAGAUAGCAAUCACUGGAUAUGAGGGGAACUUAAAUGAACUUGGCAAACUCUUAAUGCAAGGAUCAUUUAAUGUGUGGACAGAGCACAAGAAGGGCCAUUCCAAAGUAAAGGACCUUGCUAGGUUUAAACCAAUGCAAAGGCACCUGUUUCUGCAUGAAAAGGCUGUGCUGUUCUGCAAGAAGAGGGAUGAGAAUGGGGAGGGCUAUGAGAAGGCGCCAUCCUACAGCUACAAACAUUCCUUAAAUAUGAUGUUUGUUGGAAUUACUGAGUAUGUGAAAGGAGACAAUAGGAAAUUCGAAAUUUGGUACAAUGCAAGGGAGGAGGUUUAUAUUGUGCAGGCACCAACCCCAGAAGUAAAGGCCACCUGGGUAAAUGAAAUCCGAAAGGUGCUGACAAGCCAGUUAAAGGCACACAGAGAUGCCAACCAACACAAAUCAGCAGAGCAAGCAAAUAGCUUACCUGCUGCUCUUCCAUCCAAUACUAGUCCUCUGAGAAAUAAAUCGGGGAAGAUCAAAAAGCUGGAGGAAAGAAAAACGGAGCCUCUAUUGAAUGUCUCCUUAACAUCUGUACCAAAAUACCUUGAAAAAGGCAAAGAUGGCACAGUUACUAGUCCUACCUCAGAUUCUUCUGCCUUGUCAAAAAAGCGCUUCACUUUGCAGGGGUUCUCAAACCUCAAAAGUCAGAAAGCUUCUCCUACCAGUCCAGACAAAAAAGCUAAACGCCAUGAAGUAAAGAGUGACCCAACUCCCUUUGGUUUAAGAGGUUGGAACAGAGCAUCACAUUCACUUGAUGUCUCUGAAGAAAAUAAUGAAGAUUGGUCUAGUGGAGAGGAUCCCAUUAACUCUUCAGAUGCAGAAGAGGACGGAGGAGGAGAUCCACCAGAGAAAAAACUAACUCCUGGUAAAUAUACUGUAGUGGCUGACUACGAGAGAGGUUCCAAUGAGCUUCUGGUAAAGAGUGGAGAUCUUGUUCACGUAAUGCAUGAAGAGGACGGUGGAAUGUGGUAUGUGAAGAACUUGAGUACCAAUAAAGAAGGUCUGGUACCUGCCAGCAACCUAAUGACUCUCAUAGGCACUUCCAAAUCUACUCACUCUUUAAGCAGCUCUGAAUCGGGACCCUCUUCGAGCACUUUAAGCACAUCUUCCAGCUGCAGCGAGAGUUGCAAUGCAGGCACCACCAGUUUCUCCGAUAUCAAGAGUUGAGCCAAUGCUCUGUGUAUGGAAAAGCUGAACCAGCGCUGCAAGUCCAGAAGGAAGUUGGGGAGAGAAAUGGCAAUUCUGCUGCUAGUACAGAUACACAUGCUGCUGGACCAGCGACAAUGCAUUCUGUCUCUGUAACCCACAAUAGUGAUUUCCAUCAAAUGCAUGCUAGCAGAGUGAGCUGUCAGAUAGAGGAGAAGUAAGAAAUGGGACUAAGUGUGUCCUGCGUCAGAGAAAUCUCAAAUUCCGCACUUAUUGGAAGUGUCGUUUACAGCUCUAAAAAAAUGUAAAGUGUUUACAAAGAAACAUUUUACCCUGCUAAUAACUAUAAUAUAAUAACUAUAUCCCUGCUGUGGAAGAUGAUGACGUCCUUGGAUUCCUUGGCUCUUUAUAAUUCUAACGAAAGCAUCCAAAAACAGAACAAGCAAAACUGUUUUUUUUUGCUUUUUACACACUUUUUUAUGUGUCGUGGGGGGUUUCACCACUGAAUAAUUUCUAAGUGAAUACCAUGUUAACUUUUACAGGUUCCAGUUUACUAAAAUAUUUGAUACAAAGUUAUUUUUCCACAGUCUUAAAGUCAGCAUUUGUAAUUGUGGAUUAGUAGACUUAACAUUUUCUAUGUUUUGUUUGUGUUGGAUCAAAAUGCUGCUCUCCUGUUUAUGCUGUGGGUAAGCAUGCUGCAGUAUCUAAUGGUUUUCCUCUGAUUCCUUUAGCUGGAAGGAAUGGAAGAAACAGCUACAACAGAUUAUUUAACACACAGCAUUUUAUUAUACCUGAAUAGUAAUGUGAGUCAGAUAAUCCAUCCCUAUGCCGAGCCCUGAAAAUCACUAAUUCACUACUGACUGGGUGUGAAUAAUGCCACUUUGGUUCUUUUCAUCACUGCCAUAAACGUUUCAUUGCUUCCUUAUACUUAGUACAACAAAAUCAGAAGUGUUACUGAUCUGUGGAAAAUCAUACUGAACAAAACUCAAUCGCCCUCACACAAACAUUUGCAUGUAAAUAUAGAAAAAUAUAGCAAUGGGGACCCACGGUUCAAAACAAUGAAUAUGGAUACAGGGAAGAGUUUAGGACGUUGCCAAAUAAUACCACCAUGUGUAGCCGUUGUUGUAGAACUGUAGGACCUUCUAUGUGGUGUCACAUGGGACUGUAAAACAGGUGAGGAGUUCUGGUGAGAGAGAAUCUUUUUCAGCUGUAGCCUGAGAGGGUUCCAAGUCAGAGUGUACAGCUAGAAUAAUUUCUACUCAUUGUAUAUUAAUGUAUGUAUAUGUAAACUUAUAAAUGUAUGCCUUUGCACAGUGCUUAAUGGGUGACAUUCUUAAUGAACCAGCCAUUCCCUCAGCCCAGGGGAUGAGCUGAACCUGAGUACAACCAAGGAUGAAUCACUGGUCUACACCAUUUCAGUUGCUGAUGAUUAUUAUGGAGCAAUCACUUCAGCUUUGUUUUGACAAAAAUAUGCCCCCUUUUUGGUUUUUUCAAUUGCAAUAAAUAGGUUCUGUGAUUUCCUUAAUGCACCAACAGCAAAGAGUUUUUUGCUUAUAAGUGGAUCCACCUCUCCAAAAGGUUUGUCUAGAAAAGAACAGCUUCAGUGGAGUCAGUGGUUAUUCAGGCUUUGUGACCAAAUUGCCAUUAGUCUUAAGCUGGCUGUGCAUAAUCAAAAUGUUUGGCCAUUUUAACCUUCAUUCUUUGUUUUGGACCUUUAGAUUUUCAUGUGGAAGACUAUGGUUCAACCUCUUUCAAUCUCCUUGCCAGUUACUUCUGAACUUUGUUUCCACAGGAAUCGGAGAAAGGGAUUUAGCCCAUAUAUUCUAACAAAUCUUGUGAAAUGAGUUUGACUGCCAAACAUCUAUGUCACAGUGUAAAUACUAAAAACACCUUUUUAUACCAGUGCCCCAUGUUAGAUCCAAGGAUUCAUCUUUAUUGGCUUUGAACCUUGUCAUGUUACACCUUAGUAAGAUCCCAGUAUGGACACUGCCUUGUGCAAUGUGCACUCUUCACCUAUAUCCAUAUAUAUGUUCACUACUACACUUGAUUAUCUUGGUGCGUAGAAGCAGUUCAGGUUUGUUUUUCUUUUAACUCUCCCCAAUAUUUUCUUGGGACCAAUAUUGUUCUUAUUUCUUAUAUGUCUUAAAAGGGAAAUGUAUCUUAAGGAUUUACUUUCAUGUUUUCACAAGACUUUAUUUCUAUGCAUAUUGCAUUCCUAAAGAGAGACGAGAACAGCUAAUGCACCUUAUUUUCCGACAUAUAGGUGGUGCUGUUCUGUUGAGGUCUAGGAAGAAUUCUUCUAAUUCAAGUAAUAACGAGCUACCGUCCAUAUACUGUAUAUAAUCCAAAUUUGGAGAGAAAAAAAACAUACUUUAUCAUCCAUUAAAUGAAAAUAAAUGUAAAAUGAAGUUUAAUUUUAAAAAAAAAUUCAUUUCAGAAGCCUACGACAAUCUCUGACACCCACUGUUAAUACGUAAACAAGUGUACAACUUGUUAUUAGCAAUUUGCACAGAUGUUGGCUUCUCAACUAUGCUGUAAGUUAUUUGUAAAUAAUUUGUAAAUUAUUAGACUGCUCUUGAUGAUAUUGUGUAGAUAGACACUGUGCAAAGCCUUUCCCUUGUCACUGUCAUCUGUAUAUGGAUUUCUAAAUACUUGUUGACUGCACUUUACAGGCCACAUCUCAUAUGCUUUUAUUUUCUACUGCCGAUGUAAAUUUCAGAACACAAUGUGAAAUAUUGUAUUAUGACAGUUUACUGAAUACAUUUCAAUGUGUUA